Molecule: messenger RNA, 1797 nt
Organism: Aspergillus neoniger CBS 115656
Lineage: Eukaryota; Fungi; Ascomycota; Eurotiomycetes; Eurotiales; Aspergillaceae
Product: SIS domain-containing protein
Exons: 2
Coding region: 369-1706 (445 amino acids)
Biological process (GO): carbohydrate derivative metabolic process
Molecular function (GO): carbohydrate derivative binding
Source: RefSeq, a predicted model, not a curated record
GCGUCGGGAUCUAGAAGGUGGUGCAAAAGGAAGACCAGAUUUCAUUCCUAAUCGUUCGGGGAGGUGGUCAGCUCUAGCAAGCGGAUUGGAGAAGGAUAUCCGAUCCGAGGCAACUUUUCUUUAUCUCUAGAUAAUCCUAUCACCGAAAUCAGCCACCCGGACUUUCCCUUCCCUCCUCUCUUCUUCCUCCCUCCUCCACUUUUUUUGUUCUGUUUUGCCCCCCACCAUCGGAUUUCUCCUCCUUUCCCCUCCUCAACUGCGUCUCCAGGUUCGCGUCCGGGAUCUUUCUUCCCAGGCUUACCUCCUGGGAGAAAGUCGCCGUCUCACUCUCUUUCCCUCUCUUUCUCUCUCCCCCACAGAAUGGUUUCAUGACCAUGGGGCACCUAAAGCAGCCAUUCGCGAUCCCGCUGUCGCCCGCCAUGCCCCUCCCGGAGUCCAACCCCUCCCUCCACGAUGAUUUCCUCCUUCCGAUGACUCCUCCAGAUCCCUCCGAAGUCCCGCUAAUGGGAGCCAAGGACACUGCGCCCGUGGCUUCAGCCCUGCAGGUUAUCGCGGCGGAGCGCGCCGCUCUGGCGCAUCUGGAGCACAUUUACCAGACCGAUCCGUUGGCUCAAGAUAACCUCGCGCGCGCGGUGGCUCAGAUCGUGCGCACCAUCAAGCAUGGCGGGAAAUUGGUCUGCUGCGGUGUCGGCAAGAGUGGCAAGAUUGCUCAGAAGCUGGAAGCCACCAUGAACAGCAUGGGGAUCUACAGUGCCUUUAUGCAUCCCACGGAAGCCUUGCACGGCGACCUGGGCAUGAUACGACCGCAUGAUACACUAUUGUUAAUAUCUUUUUCGGGCCGUACACCGGAGCUUCUGCUCAUGCUCCCUCACAUUCCUUCAACCGUCACGGUUAUCGCCGUUACUUCUCAUAUGGUCUCGUCGACUUGCCCUCUGCUAUCUUUCCACCCCUCGAACAUGGGGAUCCUCUUGCCGGCACCGAUCCACGAGGAUGAAGAGACCUCGAUCGGCGUAUGUGCCCCGACCUCGUCCACCACGGUAGCCCUAUCGCUGGGAGAUGCACUGGCUAUCGCUACGGCCCGGCGGCUACAUACAGCCCCUGGUAGAGGGCCGGCGGAGAUCUUCAAGGGCUUCCAUCCUGGCGGGGCUAUCGGCGCUGCGUCCAUGGCUUUGACGCCUAUGAGCAUGUCAUCCGCAUCAAGUUCUGCCGCCCCAUCAGACUAUAUUCCAGCCCAACAGACCAUGAACUCAUUCCCGCAGUCAGACGGCAAACCCAAUCAGCGUCCACUCGUCCGUGACAUGCUCGUGUCACUCGAUUCAAUUCCCAGGGUGUCUGCCUCGGGUAAAGUCCGUCUUCUGGACAUUCUCCUCACUGCAAUCCAGCACCCCAACGCCAAGUCAUGGGUUCAUCUCUCACCGUCCGAAAUCGUGCCCCCACGGCAUCUCCGCUUCGUCUCCCAGAGCAACUAUGUAGAUAUGCACGUUUCUGCCUUCACUGAACUGGGUCUACCUUUCGGCGUCUCCCGCAAGGACUGGUUCCGCCUUACGAGCUCGAGCACUAUCGAUGACGCGCGCCGGCUGGUCUCCGAGGCCGGUGCGUCCUCAGGCACCCCCGUGACCGUGGUAGCCGUCAUGGAAGAUACUAACCCCGACCACUGUCUCGGGGUCAUAGAAGCUGAGGAUUUAUGGAAUGAUUGUGAUGACUAAAAUAUAUUUAUAUCCCCUCCCCACUUUGAACCUUCUGAUGAUGUAUAUGAACUCAUGCCUGAUUUUUGUGUGUCCUUUUGCCUUUUGUCUU